This is a messenger RNA of Abrus precatorius (Indian licorice), 2198 nucleotides long. Its product is annotated as serine/threonine-protein kinase PCRK1. Gene Ontology annotation, biological process: protein phosphorylation. Lineage: Eukaryota; Viridiplantae; Streptophyta; Magnoliopsida; Fabales; Fabaceae. Bases 273 to 1556 code for a protein of 427 amino acids. The record is from RefSeq and is a predicted model, not a curated record. The transcript is spliced from 6 exons. Gene Ontology annotation, molecular function: ATP binding; protein kinase activity.
CCUUGACUUGACUUGCCAAAUGAUGCUUCUUCCCCACACAAGAACACAACAGCAACAACUUGCCGUGUGGUGACUUCUCCUCUGCCCAAUUUUGAGUCUUUCUCUUCCUUCUCCUCCUUUUGGAACCAAUGGCUUGAGUGGGUCUUCUCCUCUCAGAUUCUGGCUACAAAACAAAGGGGAAUUUGUCAUUUGUUUGAUGAGUUCGCACAAGCUCAAGCUUUUUGCGAUUAAACUAUCUGUUUGAACUUGAGUUUGGUUCCUGUCAGGUUGCAAUGAAGUGUCUUCCAUUCUACUAUAGGGAGAAGAAACAUGAUCCUAAGAGUUUGCAAUCAAUUUCGGGACGGUCCAACAGUUCUAAUUAUGUGGAGGCUGAGAUGAAAAGGUCUGGUUCUGAAUUGAAUUCUCUGGAUGCCUCAGACAACAGCACAGACUCCCUCAGGAGAAAUGCAUUUCCCAGUUUGUCCCAGAGACCCAGCAACCUGAGAGUAUUCACUGUUCCUGAACUAAAAUCAGCCACUAAGAAUUUUAGUCGCUCCGUUAUGCUUGGAGAGGGUGGGUUCGGGUGUGUCUACAAAGGGUUGAUCAAGAGUGUUGAUGAUCCUUCCACAAAAAUUGAAGUUGCUGUUAAACAACUUGGUAAAAGAGGAAUUCAGGGGCAUAAGGAAUGGGUAACAGAAGUGAAUGUUCUGGGUAUUGUGGAGCAUCCUAAUCUGGUGAAACUAGUGGGCUACUGUGCUGAUGAUGAUGAAAGAGGAAUUCAGCGGCUUUUGAUUUAUGAAUAUAUGCCCAACAGAAGUGUGGAACACCAUUUAUCUCCACGAACUGAAACUCCUCUCCCAUGGGGUAGAAGGUUGAAAAUAGCCCAAGAUGCAGCUCGUGGGUUAACAUACUUGCAUGAGCAAAUGGAUUUUCAGAUAAUUUUCCGAGAUUUUAAAUCUUCAAAUAUCCUCCUCGACGAGCAGUGGAAUGCAAAGUUGUCAGACUUUGGGUUAGCAAGAUUGGGACCAGCUGAUGGGUUAACUCAUGUCUCAACAGCGGUUGUAGGAACAAUGGGGUAUGCAGCUCCAGAAUAUAUUCAAACCGGGCGUCUCACAGCAAAGAGUGAUGUAUGGAGCUAUGGCGUCUUCCUCUAUGAACUCAUUACUGGCAGGCGUCCUAUAGAUCGAAAUCGCCCCAAGGGUGAGCAGAAGCUGUUGGAAUGGGUAAGGCCAUACCUUUCAGAUGGGAAGAAGUUUCAAAUAAUAUUGGAUCCAAGACUUGAGAGGAAACAACUCUUCAAGUCAGCCCAAAAACUUGCUAUAAUAGCUAACAGAUGCUUAGUCAGAAACCCAAAGAAUCGCCCAAAGAUGAGUGAAGUAUUAGAAAUGGUGAACCGGAUUGUGGAGUCUUCGGUGGGUGCUAAUCCACAGCCACCCUUAAAAAGUGUAGUAGCCUCAGCAGAAGCUUCUCAGGGCAAUGAAAUAAAGAACAAAAAAAUGAACAUGGAUCCAAAUCCAGAUUGUAAUUGGUUAAGAAUGUGGAGGCCAAAGCUUUUAAGAGCAUGUAGAAUAUUGUAGUAUUGGAGGCAAAGGUUCUUUACAACAAGAUAUCACAGUACUUGGGAACCACAAAGAGCAUGAGAUGUUAAUGCAAGUGUUGUCACAAAACUGGGAAACCUCUUCAUCUCCUUAUGCAACCUGCGUGGUACUCAAGGUUUUUCAAGCGAUUUAAUGAGAAUUCCAGUGAUGCAUAUGAGCCUGGCCUGUGAUAUCCAAGUAGAUAAAGAGGAAUGAAGUGAGAAUUUCAGAGUAGAGAAUUUCAAAGUAGAGAGGCUUGUGAUAUGCUUGCUAUGAGCCUGGCCGUGAUGCAUAUGGUUGCUAUCAAUUUCGAGGCCAUAAUGCGAAAACUAAUCACUAGAAUGUAAUGUACUUUCAGAUUAACAGAAUCUCUAUGCUUUUAUGUGCAUGGUUACAUCAUAUUAAGUUGUGGUCUCCCAUCUAUAGUUUAUGUACUUAAUAUAAUUUCAAGAAUAUAUUUUUCAUUUAAAAUAUUAGGAGUGUAAUAACUUAUGUACAGUUAUACACGCAUACAUCCCCAUCAUGUAACAUUUCUGAAAACAUCCUCACCACCGUGUAACCUUUCUGACAUGAUCGUGCCAACACUGUCAUAUGCAAAAUUUGAUGUGAUAUUAUUAUCAAGCUACAGAACAUAUUUAUAUC